Punica granatum (pomegranate) is the source of this 1548-nucleotide messenger RNA. The record is from RefSeq and is a predicted model, not a curated record. Lineage: Eukaryota; Viridiplantae; Streptophyta; Magnoliopsida; Myrtales; Lythraceae.
CUAUUAAGCGAUAAAAUGUCCUUUUUGGUUACCUCACCUUCCAUGAAGCCGCCGGAGUCGAAUGCAUAUACCUGCGGGACCCACGAAUAUGGCCCCACCUUCUUCUUCUUCCUCCUCAUCAUCAUCAUACGAUUCAUCGUCCACUCUUCACUUCUACACCUCCGCUCCACCGCUUCACUAUCCGGCACAAUGGCGUCGCCGCCUCCCCCCGCCACAGUCGACCUCCGGGAGCUGGGCAAAACAGGCCUCAAGCUCAGCUCCGUGGGCUUUGGCGCCUCCCCGCUCGGCAGCGUCUUCGGCCCUGUCUCCGAGGACGAGGCCAUCGCCACCGUUCGCGAGGCCUUUCGCCUCGGCAUCAACUUCUUCGACACCUCACCGUACUAUGGAGGAACGUUGUCUGAGAAAAUGCUCGGGAAGGCAUUGAAAGCAGUAGGAAAGCCGAGGAACGAGUAUAUCGUGUCGACUAAAUGUGGCCGGUAUAUCGAGGGCUUCGACUUCAGUGCUGAGAGAGUGACGAAGAGCAUUGACGAGAGCUUAGAAAGGUUGCAGCUUGAUUACGUAGAUAUACUCCAAUGCCACGAUAUUGAAUUCGGGUCUCUGGAUCAGAUUGUUAAUGAGACGAUUCCGGCGCUUCUAAAGCUGAAGGAAUCAGGGAAGAUCCGUUUCAUCGGGAUCACUGGACUUCCUCUAUGGAUCUUCACCUACGUUCUCGAUCGGGUUCCACCUGGCUCAGUUGAUGUGAUCCUGUCGUAUUGCCACUACAGCAUAAACGAUACCACUCUCGAGGAUUUACUUCCAUACUUGAUGAACAAAGGCGUUGGCAUAAUUAGUGCAUCACCUUUAGCUAUGGGGCUCCUAACCGAGAGGGGUCCCCCAGAGUGGCACCCUGCUCCACCUGAACUCAAGGCUGCAUGCCAAGAAGCUACUGCCUUUUGUAAGAGGAAAGGGAAGAACAUCUCAAAGUUGGCUCUGCAGUACAGCUUGUCGAAUAAGGCCAUCUCCUCAGUGCUGGUUGGGAUGAACGCUGUUCGUCAGGUUGAGGAAAAUGUUGUGGCUGUACUCGAACUCGAAACAAGCGGGAUCGAUCAAGAGACGUUGUCCGAGGUUGAAGUGAUCCUUAAACCAGUGAAGAACCAGACAUGGCCGAGCGGCAUACAGCAGACCUGAAGCGUUUGUUGGCCUCUCUUGCUACUACAUAUAAUCGUUUAAAGAAGCAUGAAGCAACUACGAUGUUUCCAUGUUCACUGAGGAUUCAGGCCAUUGAUAUCUCAUAUCUCCGAUGUUGAUAAGAUAGUCCGGUUGUUAAGGUCUGAAUUUGUAUCCUUUUCUGUAAAUGCUAUCGAAUAAUAUUCACCGGAAAUCAUGUGACCGGGGCUGCCUUUCUGUUAUGCCUUUGUUAGUGACAAGUUGUUUGCAUCUCUGUUUGGAUGUACGAGUGAUCAAGCAGUCUGUAGUCUUACUUCGGACAACUUAAGUACCUGUCAACUUCAGCAGAUUUUACUUUAUGUAUCCAAUGUCUAAUUCAAGUUUUCGUUUUAGUUUUGCUUU